This is a messenger RNA of Cuculus canorus (common cuckoo), 9491 nucleotides long. RefSeq names its product DENN domain containing 4A (gene DENND4A). Bases 254 to 5920 code for a protein of 1888 amino acids. Gene Ontology annotation, cellular component: ESCRT I complex; cytoplasmic vesicle. Lineage: Eukaryota; Metazoa; Chordata; Aves; Cuculiformes; Cuculidae. The transcript is spliced from 33 exons. The record is from RefSeq and is a predicted model, not a curated record. Gene Ontology annotation, molecular function: protein binding. Gene Ontology annotation, biological process: regulation of Rab protein signal transduction.
GACGCCCACACGGCGGGGGAGGCGGCCGGGGCGAGCCGGGCGCCGCCAGGAUGAGAUAAGGGGGCUCCCCCGAUUCUUUUACCCCCUCCCCUUCCCCCCAUCCCCAGCGCCGGGGGCUGGAGGCGCCGCCCGUUCCCCCGGCGAGGGAAUGAAACUUUAAUAAGAAGUCUAUGUUAAAGCCUGGCUAACAGCAAGAGAGACAAAGUGUAGAAGCAAUGCCCUGAUGGAAAGUUAUAACAUCUUGUAAUGGAAGAUGGAAGACAAGGGGGCCCGUGUUGCUGACUACUUUGUUGUCGCAGGAUUAACUGAUAUUUCAAAACCACUGGAGGAAGAAAUCCACUUCAAUGAUGCUUGCCAUAAAAUCGCUAAACCAAAAGAACCUGUUACAGAUGUAACAGUAAUUAAUAAAUCUCUGGGGGAGGAAGUUCCUCAGGGAUAUAAAUGCAUAGAUGUUACUCCCUCAGGACUGUCUGCAGAUCUCAAUAACGGUAGUCUUGUAGGACCUCAAAUAUACCUUUGUUAUCGCCGAGGAAGGAAUAAGCCUCCACUUACUGAUUUGGGGGUUUUAUAUGAUGGGAAAGAAAGAGUAAAGCAAGGCUGUGAAAUAAUUCAAACUACUCCAUAUGGUCGGCCUGCCAAUAUUAGUGGCAAUGCCUCAUCACAGAGGGUGUACAUCACUUACCGAAGAGCAUCAGAAAACAUGACACAAAACACUCUGGCUGUUACGGAUAUAUGUAUAAUUAUACCAAGUAAAGGAGAAACCCCUCCACAUACGUUCUGCAAGGUUGACAAGAAUCUUAACAACAGUAUGUGGGGUUCAGCAGUAUAUUUAUGUUAUAAAAAAUCUGUGGCAAAAACCAACACCAUAUCAUAUAAAGCUGGUUUAAUAUGCAGAUAUCCUGAAGAAGAUUAUGAAUCAUUCCCAUUACCAGAAUCUGUGCCUCUUUUUUGUCUGCCUAUGGGUGCAACAAUUGAAUGUUGGCCGUCUAACAGUAAAUACCCUCUCCCAGUUUUUUCUACCUUUGUAUUAACUGGAGCUUCUGCAGAAAAGGUAUAUGGUGCUGCUAUCCAGUUUUAUGAACUCUAUCCUGAAGAGAAUCUCACAGAGAAACAAAAGUCUCAGCUGGGAUUAGCAGCUGCUGUUGAGGGCAAGUCAGAUGCAUGCAGAACAGUUCAAACGAAUAAAUGCAUCUGUCUGCUCUCUCACUGGCCUUUCUUUGAUGCUUUCAAGAAGUUUCUUACCUUUCUGUAUCGCUACUCCAUUUCUGGUCCACACGUUCUGCCCAUUGAAAAGCACAUUUCCCAUUUCAUGCAUAAAGUUCCUUUUCCAUCCCCUCAGAGGCCAAGAAUUCUAGUUCAGCUAUCUCCACAUGAUAACCUGAUUCUUAGCCAACCUGUGUCAUCACCCCUUCCACUGAGCGGCGGCAAGUUUUCUACACUACUUCAGAAUCUAGGACCUGAAAAUGCAGUAACCCUACUUGUAUUUGCUGUGACGGAACAUAAAAUUCUCAUCCAUUCAUUGCGACCUUCUGUUCUUACCAGUGUGACGGAGGCAUUAGUCUCUAUGAUCUUUCCCUUCCACUGGCCUUGCCCGUAUAUUCCUCUCUGUCCCUUGGCGCUGGCAGAUGUUCUAAGUGCACCAUGCCCAUUCAUAGUGGGAAUUGAUUCAAGAUACUUUGAUCUCUAUGACCCUCCACCAGAUGUUAGCUGUGUUGACCUAGAUACCAAUACAAUUUCUCAAACUGGAGAUAAGAAAGCUAUUGCAUGGAAGAUCUUACCAAAGAAACCUUGUAAAAAUCUGAUGAACACUUUAAAUAAUUUAUAUCAGCAACUGGCAGAAUUGCAACAGAGACCAAGAGAAGAUGCGUUAAUGGAAUUAGCGAUGAAUGACUACGAUUUUAAUUCUGGGAAGAAAUUGCAUCUGUUAGAUUUGGAGAUCCAAGAAGCAUUCCUGUGUUUCAUGGCCUCAAUACUAAAAGGUUACAGGUCUUACCUCAGACCAAUAACAGAGGCACCCUCUGAAACAGCCACAGAUGCUAGUUCUCUCUUUGAACUACAAGGUUUCCUCAAAAGUCGAGAUCGUUCCCAUCAGAAGUUCUACACACUGAUGACCAAAACUCAGAUGUUCAUUCGCUUCAUCGAAGAGUGUUCUUUUGUCAGUGAUAAGGACGCAAGCCUUGCAUUUUUUGAUGACUGCGUAGAUAAAGUAGAUAUGGACAAAACUGGAGAAACACGACUUAUAGAGCUGGAUGAGUCAUACAAGAGUGAGCACACAGUUUUCAUAACACCACCUGAGAUCCCUCAUCUGCCAAAUGGUGAAGAGCACCCUCUGCAAUACAGCUACAAUGGAUUUCCAGUGUUAAAAUUAGAUUUGUUUGAGCGACCUGAAGGACUUCUCACAGCACCAAAUAACAAACUGUCCUCAAAAGCCAGUAGUCCGAACAGCCCAUCGCCCAUGUUCAGAAGAACUAAACAGGAAAUUAAAUCUGCACAUAAAAUUGCUAAGAAGUACUCAUCCAUACCACAGAUGUGGUCCAGGUGUUUGUUACGUCACUGCUAUGGUCUUUGGUUUAUCUGCCUUCCUGCAUAUGUGAAAGUCUGCCAUUCAAAAGUCCGGGCUCUGAGAACUGCAUAUGAUGUGCUGCAAAAAAUGCAUACCAAAAAAAUAGAUCCUCCUGAUGAGGUGUGCUACCGAGUACUCAUGCAACUGUGUGGACAGUACGGUCAGCCUGUGCUAGCAGUGAGAGUGCUUUUUGAAAUGCAGAAAGCUGGUAUUGACCCUAAUGCGAUUACUUACGGCUACUAUAAUAAGGCGGUUUUGGAAAGUACGUGGCCUUCAAGCAAUAGAGGCGGAUAUUUCCUCUGGAUGAAAAUACGAAACGUUGUUUUAGGAAUAGCACAGUUCAAGAAAGCAUUGAAAAAGCUACCAGCAAGCACCUCACAUACAGCCAUUCCUGGGGGACUUUCAGACUUUGGCAAUAAUACAUCAUUCAAAGAAGAAACCAGGCAAGGGAAAACUUGUCUUCAAGAUAUACAAGAACAAAAAGAGGACAAGAGAGAAAGUGACUCCAGUUCUCUAUCCGAAGUGGAGAGCACAAAAGAGAGUGGUGACUGCCUGCCUAAACUAAAUUAUCAGAACUCAAGUAAUGCCAAAGCUGCUUCUAGCAUAGUGCGACUCAACGGUACGGUUGACAACACCAUAGCAGAAGAUAGUGCAGAGACUUCUGUUGGAUUGCUGUUUACAUCAUCUUUUGAGGAUGUCAGUGAAGCAGAAGUUAUAAAAAGUAAAUCCUUAAGAAAGAGACAUAAAAGUGCAGUAGAACCUGACUUAAGGGAGAUACCAUGGGAAAGCAGGAACCGUAACCUGAGCGGAGAUGGCUUGGUGGGACUCAUGAUAAAUAGAAUAAAUCAGGACCCAAACCCUGGAGAAAUUGUUGAAAAGCUAGGAGCUGAUGCCAAAAUCCUGUCUAGUGCAUUACAGAAAAAUAUAAGGCCAAAGACUCUUAAUAUCAGAACUUCUUCUUUAGGAUCUAAGAGAGAAAGCCUGGAGAAAGAAUCUAGUGAUGAAGAUGCAGCUUUUGAUUGCAGUUUUACAGAUAAAACAGAGUCUCCUGUUAUCUUUGAUCUGGAAGACUUGGAUGCAGAACCUGAAACACCUACAGCGGUGAAAUCCUCCGUUGAGAAAUCUAGAAGGCUGCAAAGAAAGAGCAGCUUCCCAGUAAAGCCAGUUGAAAAGACAGAUGUUGAAACUGGAUUUGAUCCACUGUCCCUGCUAGUUGCUGAGACAGAACAGCAGAAAGAGGAGGAGGAGGAGGAGGAUGAUAGAAGUGUUUCUACUCCAUCUGCAAGACGAGACUUAGCUGAAGAAAUAGUCAUGUACAUGAACAAUAUGAGCAGCCCUUUGUCAAGUCGUGCCCCAAGCAUUGAGUUGCAAAAACCCAAUGAUGACAGAAAUGCUCAUAAAAAGAGCCCAACAGUAAUCCAGCCUUGUAGGAGGUCCAGCCUUCCCCCGAACUCCCCAAGGCCAUCCGGUCUUACCAAAUCCAAGAGUUACCAUGCAAAAAGUGAAGAAAAGCCAAGAGACAGGCUCUGGUCCUCCCCUGCUUAUUCCCCAAACAGCCCAGCCAAGGAACAGCCACAGGAUGGAAGCAGUGCAUUAACACUUGUGUCUUCACCGUCAUUCAACUUGGAUACGCUGUUGACACCAAAGUUUGAUGUCCUAAAAAGCAGCAUGUUUUCUGCUGGAAAAGGGGUUGCAGAGAAGGCUAGCAAGUGGUAUUCAAAAUUUACAAUGUAUGCUGCGUCCUCAAAGGAUCAAAAUUCAGACCGAGCAAGUGUUUCAUCUCUUGGAGCUCUGGACUCAGAAUCUACUUCUCUAACUGAUGAAGAUGUCUGCAAUGAUUUUGAAAGUGCUUCUCCUCACGAGAACACCGCAUCAGAAAUUAAGAGAAUUGGCCUCAGCAGGACAAGCCUAGAAAGCUCGGCUUCCCACGAUGGCUCAUCAAAACAAUUUGACCAGUGUGCAGGUUCUCUUUCAAAGUUCCCUCUACCUGACAAAUCAGAGUUAAUCUCUUCUUGCAGUACAAGUAGUACCAGUGUGUUUCAGAACUACGCUAUGGAGGUCCUCAUCUCAAGCUGUUCACGAUGUCGAACUUGUGACUGUUUGGUUCAUGAUGAAGAAAUCAUGGCAGGUUGGACAGCAGAUGAUUCAAAUCUCAAUACCACAUGUCCAUUCUGUGGAAAUCUAUUUCUGCCUUUUUUAAGCAUAGAAAUCAGAGAUCUUCGGCGACCUGGACGUUAUUUCCUGAAGUCCAGCCCUUCUACAGAAAACAUGCAGUUGCCAUCACUUUUUUCCAGUCGGAGCGGGAAGUCCUGUAACACCACAGCUACUGUUGGCCUCGCUACAUCUCUGAUGUCUGUUCAAGAGGAUAUAAAUUCCAACAGCAAAUCUAAGCAGCAUGACAAUAUUUGUGCCAGAAGUAUCCAGAUCCCCUCGGGAAGAAGGCAGAAUACCUCUGGGUCAGAGUGUACAAGUCACCCUGUAGCAAGGAGUAUCAGUACUUUUGGUCCGUUGGAAGAAGAUGAGAAGGAAAACCAGAAGAUCAACCAUAUCAUUCCUACUGGUAGCCUGCCUGCUACUUUGCAAGGACCAACAGAUUCCUUGGGCCUGGAAUGGCGCUUACCUAGUCCUGAUCCUAUCACAGUUCCUUAUCUCAGUCCUCUAGUGGUAUGGAAAGAGCUUGAGAGCUUACUUGAAAAUGAGGGGGAUCAUGCGAUAACAGUGGCAGACUUUGUAGAUCAUCAUCCCAUUGUGUUCUGGAAUUUGGUGUGGUAUUUCAGACGCUUGGACUUGCCCAGCAACUUACCAGGAUUGAUACUUACUUCUGAGCACUGUAAUAAAAACUCCAAGAUUCCACGGAACUGUAUGUCAGAGGACAGUAAAUAUGUUCUGAUUCAGAUGCUAUGGGACAAUAUGAAAUUGCAUCAGGAUCCAAGGCAGCCUCUGUAUAUUUUGUGGAAUGCUCAGAGUCAAAAUCGCACUCUUUUGUUUGAGACCCAGAAGUACCCAAUGGUCCAUUUACUGCAAAAAGAUGAUGACUCUUUUAAUCAGGAGCUCUUGAGAAGUAUGGUGAAAAGCAUUAAGAUGAAUGAUGUAUACGGACCGAUGAGUCAGAUAUUGGAGAGGCUGAACAAAUGGCCACAUAUUAAAAGACAGCGGAGCCUUUAUAGAGAAAUUCUAUUUCUUUCGCUUGUUGCCCUGGGAAGAGAUAACAUUGAUAUAGAUGCUUUUGACCGAGAGUACAAAAUGGCCUAUGAUCGUCUCACGGCUAGUCAGGUGAAGAAUACUCAUAAUUGUGAUAGACCACCAAGUACUGGAGUGAUGGAAUGCAGAAAGAUUUUUGGAGAACCAUAUCUUUAAAUAUACCUAGAUAAAGAGGUGAUAUCAAUGAUGUGUACCUGUGUAAAAUAACCACUUCAGUCACAAGGAACAUCUCAAUCUUCAGUGUUCAAGAAUGUACGAACAAGUGGGCUCUGGCAGGAGGCCUUGGAAAAAUUAGGCCUAUCUACAGGUGUGGAAAAGAACAGAGUGAAAAACGGGCCAAAUAUAAUUUCCCUGUCCCUCAUCCUUUCUGCAAAUUGAUGUGUGGAAAGGAAGAUUCUAAACAAAAUCAAUUCUUUAACUUGGGACAACGUAUUACAGUUCCCUUCUUAAAAAAAGUUACAGGCGGACAGAAACAAUGCACUGAACCUAAUGUGAGCGAAGUAAAUUCUUCAGUAUCUAUUGUUUACAUAGAAUAUUCAUGAUGUUAUGAAGAGCAUACAAAGUUGUAUUAUACAUAUUUUAAAUUGUUUAUAGUAAGUUGAUAUUUUUUUAAUUUUUUUAAAUUACUGAAGUGAAUUUUAAAUGGACUUUGCGUAAGCAAUACAGCGCUUAUUUUUUUUUUGCAGUACACUGCUAUUUAUAGUAACUUGCCCAGUUACGUUUUGAGGAGCAAUUUGGUUUUAAAGCAGAAUAAAAAAUGUUAACCUUCACCUAGACAAUACUCUAGAUACAGGGUUUCUCUCAUGCAUACAUGGAAAACGUGUUACCACAGCAAUCAGAAGAAAGGUAUGGUCAGCUUCUAUAAAACUCUACUGAUGAACAUACUUAUGUCCCUGUAAAACACUUCUGGAGAAUUCUCCUUCGCUUCUUCUCUGUUCCCUUUACUCCCUAGUAAAGAGGAAGUGUCUUAUAGGUUAUGUUAUAGAAUCAGUCCAUCUCAGCUGUUGGUGUUUGUUAAUAUGACCUCAUUACAGAUGUAAUACAAAGCAAACAACAGCCUGCAAGAAGUUCUUCGUAAAUGCACAUCGGUCAGAGUCUUGGUGGAUGUAUUUGAAACACUAAAUACGACACGUACAUAAUUCUAAUCCAAAGCUUUUAACUCAAGUAGAUACAGCAAACUUGCUACAGGGAAUAUAUAGGGAAUGUAACUUAUUGGGGCAUAUUGUGCAUAAUUAGAUGUACUUGGAAUGUUUGGUCUCUUUAUUUCACAGGCAAAACAAUUGGGUUUUUUUCUGUGAAGCAAAAUGCUCUGUCAGUCCUUGUGCUGCAGUCAUGGCUUUUGACUCAUGUUUUCUUGUUCUAGAGAUAUAAAAUAUUCUGUACUUUCAGUCACGUAGCAGCUGCUCUCCAGAAGGUAGGCUACAAAUAUCAGAGGUCUCGUCUGCAGGUGGGAGAACAGACAUUGAGUCGUAUAAAAUACCUAAACAAAUUAAACUCUGCUUUAAGAAAUAGCUUAUUUUAAUUAUCUUAAUGAUUUUCCAAGUCUCAUUUAUUUUAGUUGUUGCUGUUAUAAUACUUUUAAAUAUUCAGCUGUUACAUUAAAUGUUAUAUUUUCGUCUGCCUACCAGUAGAUAUUUUCAAAAGUUUCUUUAGUUUGCAAGGGUAAUACAGCAAUAUUUAGUCAGGCAGAAAGGAGGUAAACUUCAAAGCUCACAUUUACUUCAUUAAAUGAAAUAGAGCGAGCCUCUUGGAGGCUUAAAUGAGAAGUAACGCUGCUAUGAAGCUCUAUGUAAACUCCUCCCAGACCUCUCUAAAGUAGUCAGAAGAUGCUGCCCUAAGGAGAAAGAGUUUAAAAGCUGUAGAGCUGCAGAUGUACGCUGAUGCCAAUGGGAAGAUGUGGUCUUGUGGGAUACAGCUUUCAUUGGGUAGUACCUCUUCUCUAAUUUGCUGCUAAGGAUGUAGCUGACCUUUCUGAAAGUAUCAUCCCCUCCCAGGGUGGAGCUGGCAAUGCUACGCUUACCAACAUUUCUCACAUUUAAUUUAUUUUAACCAUUUGUGAUGCUCUCUUUUUGUACUGCCAUGCUUGUGAAGUAUUCCGCAUGCAUGAACUAUAGCUACCCUUUACACCCAAGUACAUUCUACACAGUGUAUCAGUGUAGGGUGGACACGUACCCCCUUCAUUCUUCUGAACCAGUGUGAAAAACACCAGGGUUUUUGAUUUUAUUUAACACAUUCAUUGUAAGUACCUACUAGUGUGCAUGUGUGCUCUGCUCUGUACAGUCAGUGCACUGUAUUUACCAAGUAAAAGUUGGAUACAGUAGUUGCUGUGUAUAUAAACUCAUGCAUGUUUGUGCUGCGUAUAAGGUAGAGUUCCUAACUCUCUGCAGUCGUGUCCCAUGUCAUUUACCCGUUGGGGCAGCCACUGUUUUAUAGGACCUUCAAGCCAUGAAGGAGGGCAAGUGCUUUUUCCAGAGCUGCUGUGGUGUGUUAGAGGUGCUGAGCUAUGAAGCGAGCUUCCGCUCCCUAGUUUAGUCAGGCAGGAGCGCCUGAGCCCGGUCUCUAACCACCCCUCCCUAGGACGUGACACUGCAAACUGUGUGUGGAACAGGUGCAACACUUGCGAGAUAUGGCCCACUUCCUCCAUUCUAGUCCCAGCUUCAUUGUAAGCACUUCCAACUCUCUUCAGAUGUAUAAAGCCAACAAGUUUGCCGCUUCAUUCAAACACCAAUAGUCCUGCCAGUAUUAUCAGAAGAGUAUAUACUGUACCAUGAAAAGGAUUGUGUAUGCAUCCUUCAAACGAUCUUACUGUGGGGCACUCCUGAAGCAUUGCUGAUGUCUAUUUGGGUGUGCUUUCAAGUUAUUCUAUCAGGUAGUAGCUCAUCAAGUUAAAUCAUUAUAUUUAAUGAAUUGGUUUUAAAGUCUGUUGCGAGUCAGUCCAUGAUAGAAAUACUAUAAUAAAAUGUAGUUGGAAUAGUACUUUAAGUGGGAAAUUUUCCUCAUUCAAGUCAUAAUAAUGUUCAAAAUGUAGGUCCUGAGGUGCAUAAUUUUUAAGCAUCAUACAAUUCAGUGUUAAAACAGAUUUCAGAUCUCACUGUCCUUUAUUAGAAAAGCGAUUUGAGUAUAUUUUCCAGUACCGCAAAGAUGAAUAAAUAAAAUGAGACCUAUUUUCAAUUUAAAUUUUGUAUGAACUGAAUUUUCUCCUUUUGUGUAUUAAAUAAUGCUUAUGUCAAAAACCUUGAAGGUUUUACAUUUGCAGUGCAAUAUAUAUUUUGCUUUACUUAUGGUUCCACUGGAAUAAUUAUUGGAGAUUAAAUACUGAAAUGUGAAUAGGAAUUGUGCUGUUUCUCUGACACUGCUAACUGUUUCCCAUUUUGAGGUGGUUUGCUGUUGUACAGUUACAGCCUGAUGAAUUAGACUUCAGCUGGUAAAUUAAAUGAUUUGUACCCCAAGAAAGAAAAUUCCUGCAUGGAAAAUCUUUCUAUCACAAAUGGGAGAUGCAAAUAGUAAUAACAGAGGGUAUUUCUGGAUAUUAUCUCACUGGGAUUUAAAAAUGGUACUUUGUUAGUCUGCAAGCAGCACUUUUUAAAUGAAUGGUUGUAGAUUUGUAAAUAUGUAAUGUUUAAAUUUUAUUUACCAAAACCCAGUAUGUUGAUGUUUGCUUUGGUUUGUAGUUUCUUUAAAAUAUGCAAAGUCAGUGUUCGCAAUGUUAAGGUUUUUUUUUUUUUCC